AUGGUCGGCACGGCUACUCUCGCGCUCAGCGGCGCUGCCCUCGUGGCAACCGCUUCCUCCUUCGCGGUGCCCUCGAUCCUCGCCCCGUCCCGGCCGGCAGUCGGGAGCUUCUCCGCGGGCGCCGGCAGGCUUUCGUCGGAGAGUGCAAGCAGCAGCAGGCCGGGACGGCGCGUGAGGGGAGGGAGGAUGAUGAUGAGCAGCGUACCCAAGGAGGGCGCGGUGGGGGCGGAGGUGGGCGGCGGGGAGAGAUACUACGGCCCCACGUCGAAGCCGCUGCUGGACUCGGUGCACAGCCCCGCGGACAUGAAGCGCUUCACCAUCGCCGAGCUCAAGCAGCUCGCUUACGAGCUCCGGUGGGAGACCUUGGAGGCGGUGUCGAAGACGGGGGGUCACCUCGGCUCUUCCCUGGGCGUCAUAGAGCUGACGGUGGCUCUGCACUACGUCUUCGAGGCCCCCGAGGACAAGAUCACGUGGGAUGUGUCGCACCAGGUGUACCCGCACAAGAUCCUCACGGGGAGGAGAGAUCGGAUGCACUCGCUGAGGCAAAGCGGCGGCCUGUCCGGCUUCGCGAAGCGCUCGGAGUCCGAGUUCGACUGCUUCGGUGCCGGGCACUCCUCCACCUCCAUCUCGUCGGCCAUGGGCAUGUCGGUCGGCAAGAGCCAGCUCAGCAAGAGGCGAAACAAUUGCGUCGCCGUGAUCGGUGACGGGGCUAUCACCGGUGGGAUGGCUUUCGAGGCCAUGAACUGCGCCGGCUACCUGGGGGUGCGCCACAUGGUCAUCCUCAACGACAACGGCCAGGUCUCCCUCCCAACGGGGACCCACUCCGCCGGAGGCGUUGUCCCAGCGGGGGCCCUGUCCUCCUACACGGGGCGCCUCAUGUCCUCGAGGUCUUUCAAGUCGGUCCGAGACGUCGCCAAGGCCUUCAACAAGCUCCUCCCCAGCAACAUCCAGAACGUGAACGCUAAGAUCGACGAGUAUGCAAGAGGCAUGAUGUCGGGAGGUACCCUGUUCGAGGAGCUGGGGUACUACUACGUCGGUCCCGUUGACGGCCACGACUUGGCCAACCUCGUCCCCAUCCUGGAGAACAUCCGCGAUAAGAAGGACGACAAGCCGGUUUUGCUCCACAUCCGCACGGAGAAGGGCAUGGGCUACCCCCCGGCCAUGGCGGCUUCGGACAAGUACCACGGAGUGGCCAAGUUUAACGUCGCUACCGGCAAGCAGCACAAGGGGACGAGCGCCAACCCGUCCUUGACGUCCGUGUUCGCCAACACCCUCAUCGACAUCGCCACCGAGGACCGAUCGGUCGUGGGAAUCACGGCCGCCAUGCCAGGCGGUACCGGAAUGGACAUGUUCGGGAGGAGGUUCCCGAAGCGGACGUACGACGUCGGUAUCGCCGAGCAGCACGCAGUCACCUUCGCUGCGGGUAUGGCCGUCGAAGGCCUCAAGCCCUUCUGCUGCGUCUACUCCACCUUCAUGCAGCGCGCGUACGACCAGGUCAUGCACGACGUCGUCGUCCAGAAGCUGCCCGUCAGGAUGAUCCUCGACCGUGCCGGACUUGUGGGAAACGACGGCCCGACCCACCACGGCAGCUUCGACCUGACCUACCUGGGCACGCUGCCCCACAUCGUGAUCAUGGCCCCCUCCGAUGAGAUCGAGCUCAUGAACAUGAUCCAGACGGCCUACGCGAUCGACGACAAGCCGUCGGUGGUGCGCUACCCUCGAGGAACGGGUUACGGCCUGGAGAAGCUCCGGUCGCUGUUCGGCUACGAGCUGGACGAGAUGCCGGCCAAGGGGGAGGAGGUCGAGAUCGGGAAGGGGAGGAUCGUGCGGCGGCCCCGCGCCACGGCGAGGCAGAAGGCGGUGAUCCUGUCCCUGGGGACUCGGCUUGCCCCCUCGCUUGAGGCCGCGAUACAGCUGGAGGAUUCCUUUUUUUUGGUGGGCAUAGGGACCCCGGAGUGUCCAGAGGGGGGGGGGGGGGGUGCAUGCGGGGUAGAAGGGAAUGGUGGGGCAGAACAAAGCCAAGCUGCUGACAACCCGGACAUGGGCGUGACGGUCGCGGACGCGCGGUUCAUGAAGCCGCUGGACGUAGACCUUAUCCGGCGCCUCGCAGGGGAGCACGACGCAAUGCUCACCGUAGAGGAGAACGCCGUCGGGGGCUUCGGCGCGCACGUCCUUCACUUCAUGGUCCUGGAUGGCCUCGUGGACGACGGCAACCUCAAGAUGCGGCCUAUGGUGCUGCCGGACACGUUCAUCGAGGCCGGCACGCAGACGGAGCAGUACGAGGAGGCCGGGCUGUCGGCGGGGCACAUCAGGGCCUCCGUGCUCCGGCUGUUCGACCAGACUCCCGUACCCACCCUCUCGGCAUCCAAGGCUCCCGCUUCGAAAUAG
This is a messenger RNA of Ectocarpus siliculosus, 2388 nucleotides long. NCBI's taxonomy places the organism in Eukaryota, Phaeophyceae, Ectocarpales, Ectocarpaceae. The record is from the annotation of a GenBank genome assembly.